UCUGAGCCAAAUCUUGUGACUGCAAAGAGACAGAGAUAAACAACAGGAAUAUAAAUAGCGAGGAACAACUGGCAGACCGGUAGAAAGACCAAUCGGAGCAGGAAUAAGAACUAAGCAAGAAGACGAAAACGACAUCCAAAGCCCUGACCGUUAAUGCGAAAAGGGCUGGGCGCUGCCCUGACUCUCUGCCUGCUCCUGCUGGGGUGGGUGGAGGGUCAGGAGCACUGCAACAAGCCACCAGCAUGGACCAUAGGAGGGAAAGACCCAAUGACCGAUUCUCUGGGCAAAGUGACCGUUGUGGCCCUGCUCCAGGCUAGCUGACAUUUCUGUCUGACUCAGGCAGCUGGUUUGACAAUCCUGAAACAAAAACUCCACGCAAAUGGAUUUGUGAAUGUCUCCUUCGUUGUGGUAAAUCACCAAGGGAAAUCCUCACGUGAAAAGUACCAACUUCUAAAAUCAAAGGUGGAAAAUCAAAUUCCCGUGUAUCAGCAGGAAGUUAAUCAACCCGAUGUUUGGACGCUGCUCCAAGGAGUUAAGGAUGACUUCCUGAUCUAUGAUAGCUGUGGCCACCUGACCUAUCACCUGGAACUGCCAUUCACCAUCCUAUCACAAUCAUAUGUGGCACAGGCAAUUGUAAAAACAUAUUGUCAAAGAAUAUGCAGUAACUGCUCUUUUGUUCAGGAUAAUUCUCCAGCAUGUAUUGCAAGAAACAUAACAGAAACAUUAAAAAUUGAUUCAAGGAAGUACCACAGCGGGCACCAUCAUGCUCAUCAGAACUACAAUCCCAAUGGAGAAGACCAACUCCAGCAAAACAGGACAGAUCCUGUGCAAUUAGGGCAUAAUACACAUAAACACCACCAAAAUCGUCACCAUCCCCACCAUCAGCAUGACCAGUCUAAUUCAGAAUCAGAAAUACCUGACCUGGCAGAAGGUAAUGGCUCACCACAACCAUGAAUAAACAAAUCAAACUGUAAGAGAAAGUUCAAGUGAAAGCCUGAAGGUAUGUCAGAGUUAGCAGGAAUCAGAUGAUGAUGAUACUGUCGUCAGCUGCUCAGUGACAAAUCCUCCAAUAACGAGGUGACAUGACACUGCAGGACACAAUCAUCUUCCUGACAAUGACAGGAACAGGGACGUAUAGACAGUGUCACUGAAUCCUGACAGUGACGCUUGAUCCCUGCUCUCUGACUACAAGAUCAGAUGAGCCAAAGGCGCUGAGGACCUUGACAAGGAGUUAAAAGCAGAGAAUGACAAGAUGGGUUGCAGUAAACAUUUCAGUUGGAAUGUAAACUGCUGUCUAUUUUCGUACAGCUUUGAAGCUCCAUGUUGAAAUUUAGUUGCAAGGUACAGUCCAAACCCUCGUGUCCAUCUUGAGGGCUGAUUUGCUGCCAAACCAUUCUCUGAGGCUGAUCAGUAUAAGGUACCGAUUAGCCCUUUUCACUGUUGCUUGUUGUCCCAAUCCUUGUGGUUGCCUCUAUGAGGACAGCAGCACAAACUAUCCUGUAGGAGCUGCUAUUUGAUGCAAGGCAAAUGCAAAGGGAAGAUAAGUGAAGUUGAGAAGCUAAUCUGCAUUAUAUCCAACAACAUUUUAACCAGAUAGAUGCGUUGGUACUCUCAAUGCAUCAUAUUUUCUUCCCACAAUAAUUUUGAGAUGAAAGAUUCCUCUACAUUUUAUCUUUCCUCUGAUUUUUUUCAUUUCGGCUACAACAAGUAAGAACAUUUUAAAGAGAAAUUAGCAAAUAAUUCCUCAAUUUUUCUGUAAUUAAAUACAGCCAGUGCAAACAGGAGAUUGAGGGUCAUAAACAGACAAGUUGCAAUCCCAAAUCACACCUACUCUCUUCUCUAAUUCAAGAUGUGAAUAACAAAGACAUCCUGUAUUAAAAUUAGGGAGUAUUAGCUUUUAGUGUUGAGAGAAAACCUGAUUAUGUAGAAAUGAAAGAUCAUUUGGAAGCAAAUACCAUACUUCAUGAUGGUUACCAGGGAAACCACUUCCCCUAGUUCACCUGAAUUCCUGUAUGGUAAAUGUUAACGAAUUAGAUUCUCUGGAAAGUCUGUAGUGCACUGGAAGUAUUCUGUAAGAAGAUUUUAAUAAACAUUCUGUUUUCAAAAAGAA
This is a messenger RNA of Stegostoma tigrinum, 2110 nucleotides long. Its product is annotated as selenoprotein P-like. Gene Ontology annotation, biological process: selenium compound metabolic process. Gene Ontology annotation, cellular component: extracellular region. The record is from RefSeq and is a predicted model, not a curated record. NCBI's taxonomy places the organism in Eukaryota, Metazoa, Chordata, Chondrichthyes, Orectolobiformes, Stegostomatidae. Gene Ontology annotation, molecular function: selenium binding. The transcript has 5 exons.